Dentiscutata heterogama is the source of this 482-nucleotide messenger RNA. Lineage: Eukaryota; Fungi; Glomeromycota; Glomeromycetes; Diversisporales; Gigasporaceae. The record is from the annotation of a GenBank genome assembly.
GUUCGAAGGUGGGUAGCGGUGGUGUGGCCGGUUACUCAGAAACUAACGUAGAUCGACGUGAACGACUUCGUAAACUUGCUUUGGAAACAAUUGAUCUGAACAAAGAUCCUUAUUUUAUGAAAAAUCAUCUCGGAUCUUAUGAAUGUAAACUUUGUUUGAACUUACACACCAAUGAAGAAGCCAAAGAGAAUAAUAACAUUCAACCUGCAUUACAAGCACAAGCAAAAAUUCAAGUUAAAAAAAAUUUGGUUAAAAUAGGAAGACCUGGUUAUAAAGUAACUAAAGUUCGCGAUCCAAUCACCAGACAACUCGGAUUAUUGUUUCAAAUUCAAUAUCCAGAAAUUGGAUUAGAUGUCAUACCUCGUCAUCGUUUCAUGUCAGCUUAUGAACAAAGAAUUGAACCACCUAAUAAAGCACAUCAAUAUUUGCUCUUUGCUGCAGAACCAUAUGAAACGAUCGCGUUCAAAGUACAAAGUAAAGAA